Messenger RNA from Onthophagus taurus, 507 nucleotides. RefSeq lists its product as uncharacterized. Lineage: Eukaryota; Metazoa; Arthropoda; Insecta; Coleoptera; Scarabaeidae. Gene Ontology annotation, cellular component: nucleus. The record is from RefSeq and is a predicted model, not a curated record. Gene Ontology annotation, molecular function: zinc ion binding.
UUUUGACGUUUGUGUGAUUGGUAAAUUGACAGGUUAUCUUAAAACUAAAAGAAAUAUUAUAUUUUUAAUAAUAAAAUGGGAAGUUGUUUGAAAGCCGUAAAAGUUGGUUUUAUGUGCAGACUUUGCUCAGAGCAUAAAAAGAAAGUAAUUCAUCUAUAUGGAGUAUCCGCAAGAAAAAAGAGCCUUUUGCACAAGAUUAAACUCAUACCAUUAGAUAUACAAAAGUAUGAUAAGUUACCCAAAACAGUUUGUGAAAUGUGUAUAAUUAAACUAGAAAAACAGUAUGAGUUUGUACAAAAAAUACUGAAAAAUAUGUAUAAUCAAAAUAACGAAACUGAUCGUCAGGAAAUCAUCCAUUGAGGGGUACCACCAUUGAAUCUUCAUUAAGCAACAUAAUUUAUUUUUUUAAGCACAUUUAUUAUUUUACUUAAUAAAAUUUCUAAUUAAUAGCGUUUAUGUGUAAGGAUAUUAGUGUUAUAAAUAAAAUUGCUACAAAUAAAUAAAUAA